CCCUCUCCUGGCUGUCAGCCGUCAGGAGGAAGAACUCAUGCACUUCCCUUUCCUGCUUGAAUUAUCCUCCUCCCGCUUCGUAUCCUUGAAGUGAGAGGCGACUGUUUUCUGCUUCGUGUUUCUGUGCUGCCACGGCCUGCCCGAUUCCGCUCCUGCUGCUGGAUGUCAACGUCUGCUAUCGAUUUAAAGUCAGCAGAUGCUGCAACAUUCGCAGCAGUGGAGCUUCCUCUGAGACUAGGGAGCUUUCUGCGUGUAUACGGAAUAGAUUUCGUAGUCAUUUUUCCCGCAGCAGUGUCUGGGCCCGGUUGGUUAGCUGAUUGCCGUUCCUGACUUGCAGGAGUCAGCUGGACGUGGAAUUGUGGUAAAUUCCGGCCGUUAUGGCGUCUCAGAUCGCAGGCCAAGCAGCGGGAUGGCUCGACGUGAAGGUUAUCUACGCCAGAAUAUCCGCUCAGAACAUCAUUAACAGCAGCUCCGACUACCUGGUAUUUUCUUCUCCUCCACGCGAGAUUUCUUCAGAAUUGGAAGUUAACGGCGCCAGAAGAAGCCCGUUGGAAGACGUCUCCUUGUCCUUGAGAAAAGACCGAGCGGAUUGUGAAAGCUCCGAAGCGACAUUCGUCAGCACGGACAGAUUAAGAAUCCGGAGACAUCUUUCUUUCGGCAUCUUUCACGAAGGCGAAAAGCUGGUCGCCUGCUCGCUUAAUUUGAGAUCCAGACCGUCACUGGAGGAAGCGGUUUCAGGGUUACCCGUUUUACCUGAGCGAGGGUUACCCUUGGAAGGUCAAUGGACGCUCGAGUGCUCCUGUACCACCAGCAGCUCCUGGAGUGGGUUCGCUGUUAAGUCCGUCCAAGAGCUGUCGGAUCACGCGGUUCAGCCGUCUCUGGAGAUUUGCAUAGUCGGCCGGUGUGACGGUUUGCCGGUCAUGCUGACGGAGACGGUGCAACUGACGGCUAGACGGAAGAACCACUGGAAGGGAGGGCUGGACGCAAUUCCCGAGGUUGAGGAAUCCGACCGGAUGCACACCAAGACGAUGGGUCUCGACGACGAUCAGCGAAAAUCGGUCGUCGUUUUCCAGGGCAAUCAGAAUUCUCCCAAGCAACAGAGUCAGUUUCCAGGAUUCUACGAUCUUCCUGCAGGCUAUGUUGAGAACGAAGAGGGGAGCGGGGAGCUCUCCUGGUUCAAUGCGGGAGUCAGGGUUGGGGUGGGUCUUGGACUGGGAAUGUGCAUUGGGGUGGGUAUAGGCGUUGGCCUGCUAAUCAAGACGUACCAGACAACCACACGGUCGUUUCGCAGAAGCCUUUUCUAGUCAAAAGUGGUAGUACACUCUCCGAGUGUGGGAGGAUGUCUUGUGGGCCUGGUACUUGUGACUUGCCUCUUUGUAAAAUACUGUUCAUAAAUGCGAGCGGUGGUAGUGCUUGCUGUUGUUACAGCACCUUGAAUAAGUGUA
Molecule: messenger RNA, 1445 nt
Organism: Closterium sp. NIES-67
Lineage: Eukaryota; Viridiplantae; Streptophyta; Zygnematophyceae; Desmidiales; Closteriaceae
Source: the annotation of a GenBank genome assembly